Chelmon rostratus (copperband butterflyfish) is the source of this 4672-nucleotide messenger RNA. Its product is annotated as toll-like receptor 1. Gene Ontology annotation, cellular component: membrane. Bases 102 to 2585 code for a protein of 827 amino acids. The record is from RefSeq and is a predicted model, not a curated record. Gene Ontology annotation, biological process: inflammatory response; toll-like receptor signaling pathway; immune response. NCBI's taxonomy places the organism in Eukaryota, Metazoa, Chordata, Actinopteri, Chaetodontiformes, Chaetodontidae. Gene Ontology annotation, molecular function: protein binding; transmembrane signaling receptor activity. The transcript has 2 exons.
GAUUACUCUUCUGAACACAGAGAAUAAAAGUCAGAGCUGAAAGCAGCAAGUGCACAAGUGAGCUCCAGACACCCCGACUGCUGGAAACGACUGCUGAAGCCAUGGCCACACACAGCACAAACAGAGCAUUUCUGAUUGGGACCAUUGCCAUCAUGUCUCUCCUGAAACAGAACUGCAUGGCUGGAAAGGAAGAUGAAAAGGGAUUUAAAAUGUGUGUCACGUCCAGCCGAGGAAUGAAAGACCUCUCCCAUCACAAUCUAACAAAGAUUCCUUCAAAUCUUCCCAACACCACGCAGUAUUUGGAUGUUUCUCACAACUCCAUCCGAAGACUGGACGGAGCUCAGAUUUCCGGACUGUCCCAGCUCUGCUGCCUGAAGGUAACUCACUGUGGCCUGCAGGAGAUUUCUCCCAGUGUGUUCAGUCACACACCAGCACUCAAAGUUCUCAACAUAUCGUACAAUGACUUAGCUUUCAUCCCUGACAUUUCAGCGAAACAGCUGAAAAUCCUUGAUCUGGCUAACAAUCUGUACAACAGCUAUCGAAUUCCAGCAGGAUUUCAAAACCUGACGAAUCUGGAGGUGCUGUCAGUAGGUAGUACAGCAGCUCUGUCAGUCAACUACGAUGACUUUGACCCGCUGAUGAAUGUUUCUCUGCAUCAUCUGGUUUUGGGAGCAGGAAUUCCCUGGCAAAAGUAUGACUCUGGUGCUCUUGCAAAAAUUAAAUUGGUCCAAAAACUUUCCCUUUUUGCAUCUUUCUGUGAGGCUUUCGACAUGUUUGAGAACCUCCUCGUGGACUUGAAUGUGACAGGAACAACAUCACUGAGAUUCAUCAAUAUAUUCCCAGACAACUGCGCAGUGAGUGGCAACAUUUUUAAGAACCUGAGAACAAUGCCAUUUAUAAAGAAUCUCACUGUAGAAAACAUCUGGACAAACAGCUCAUUCAUGGAGGGGUUUCUGAAGAAUGUGUGGCUCUCCUCCCUUUAUGACCUCUCAUUCAUCAACAUCACUUAUAAUGAAGAUACAUCAGACGGGUUUCAGUUUCGCACCAUUAAUCACACAAUCAAUCUUUGCUCAAUUACAUUCAACGGUGUGAAUCAUUAUCAAUACAGAUACCCCAUAAUAAACAUGAGCUUUGAGGCCAUCUCAAAUCUGACCUAUUUAAAGUUCUCUGGGACGGGAAUGAACAUUUUACCCUGCAAACUUCUGUCUGCCCUGCCGGCACUGGAGACUCUAGAUCUGUCAGAUAACCUCUUAACAGAUUCUGGCUUCUGGUGGUUUCAGUGUUCGUACACCUCUGUCUUCCCCAAACUCAGGAAACUGUCUUUAAGUAAGAACCGCUUCAUCAGUCUUUCCUUUAUCUCUAAGAAGACGCAUCAGAUGAAGACAUUAGAGUCUCUGGACCUCAGCUUCAACUCCAUCAAGUUGGACGGGGACUGCUUUUGGCCUGCUCAUCUGACUGAGCUCAACUUGGGAAAUAACAACCUGGGAAACAGCGUCUUCAAGUUCCUGUCAUCAAACUUUGAAAGGAUUGACUUGUCAAAGACAGGAAUAACAGCCAUAACACAUGAGGAUCUCUCUCAGUUUCCAAAACUGACACACCUCCAACUCAGUUCCAACAGCAUCCAGUUCAUCCCUGCAGAUCUCAUGGCCCCAGCUCUGCUCAGUCUCUACGUAGAUCACAACACCUUCUCAUCUAUAUCCCAGGAGGUCUUGGCAGGACUUCCCAGUCUUCAGACCCUUAAAGCUGGAAGCAAUCCAUUUGCCUGCUCAUGUGACUCCUAUUGGUUCAUCACUGUGCUCAACAAGUCUUUGCUCCAGGACUGGCCCUUAGAUUAUACCUGCAGCACCCCGCCAUUGUCGUCAGGCUUGUCACUCUCUGAGUACAAAACCAGUGAGCUGUCAUGUGAGACGUGGCUUCAAGUUGCAGUUUCUUUGCCUGUAAUAGUAGCUGUAUCUGCAGCUAUAGCUCUGGUUUUCUAUAAAUGUGAUGGAGUGUGGUAUACUAAGAUGCUAUGGGUGUGGAUCAGGGUGAAGAGGAGAGGCAAUAAACGCUCAAACAUGCUGAAGAAUGCAUCAUUUAAUUAUCACGCGUUCAUCUCCUACAGUCAUCAGGACUGUGACUGGGUGGAUGACCAGCUGGUGCCCUCUCUGGAAGGCUCCGGGAUCUCACUCUGCGUUCACGAGCGCGACUUCGUCCCUGGUGACUGGAUAAUAGAUAACAUUAUCAACUGUGUGGAGUCCAGCUACAAGACGCUGUUUGUCCUCUCCAAACAUUUCGUCCAGAGUGAAUGGUGCAACUACGAGCUUUUCUUCGCCCAGCAAAGAGCCAUCAGCGUCCAGCAGGACUCUUUAGUCUUCAUAUUACUAGAGCCCAUUCCGGCUGACUCUCUGCCCAAGAGGUUCUUGAGACUUAGAAGUUUACUGAGGCAGCAGACGUACCUUGAGUGGCCGAAGGAUGAGCGGAAGCAGCAGGUUUUCUGGGCGAGUCUUAAAUCCAUGCUGCAUUUGGCAGACAAAUCUAUGGUUCUUAAGGAUGUGGCUGAGGCCAUUUCAGAUACAGUGCCUCUGCUUAUAGACGAAGUGUAAGAGCUGAAAGGACAGGGUCACAUUUUUUCAAAUCUGAAAGCAAUGCACACAUCAUUUUUGGUCGAUGUGCUUGUUUUUCCCACAGUUCACAGUAGCCCUGAAGAGUUCUCUUCCUAAGUGAGGGGGGACAAAGACCAGAGUGCUUGUACUGUGCAAAAAUGCAUUCCCAAAUUGAGCUGAAGAUAAACUGAAGCCAGUUAGAUAAUCAUUUUGGAUUUUUUACUGUCUUUUAGUAUGAAAAUGCCUUUUUUGUGAGUGCUUCUUUGCUGAGCCGUGCCAGAGAACUAAAAUUAGGUACUAAAUUACUGCAACUUUGGAAGAUAUCUACUUGACUUGUCUAAUUCAGACUACUAAAGCCUCACAAUAACUUCAGAUGAACUUUGAAAGGAAUUUGAAUGGAUUUUGCAUUCAAAUUAUUGUAAGAGGGACAAUCAGACAAUCAGUUAUGUUUUCAAUGUACAAUGUACAACCUAACACGUGUGAUGAACAUUGUAACAAUAAAGACUUAAAAAGCGAACCAAUCCUUUAACCGCAAAAUGAGGAGAACACAAUGGGUUCUGCUAUCUAUUACUGUACACACUGCACAUCCACAGAGUUGUAAUGACAAUCCUCAAUAAAAAAAACAAUAGAGCCAGUACCAAUGAUGACUUAACUUAAAACAACAAGUUCCAGUUGUGUAAACACAAGUAGCUGUUCCUGAACCAUGCUUCAAUAAAAAAGUCAGAAAUUGGCAACACACUUCAACUAGUCAGAUGCAUUUACCGAAGAUUGACCACAAAACAAGAUCUGUCUGGACAAAGUCCCGUGAGGAUACCAACAACUUCUCUAUAGAUGUUUCAAAAAGGAAAUAGAAUGUAUUUGGUAAGCUGUAACUCACAUUCAAGAUAUCUCUACAGUAACUCUGCCAAGUCAUAACUCGAUGACUCAUAACUUGAAGAUGGCAAAAGAGGAACUGUGAGAUAAAAAACAUCUAAUCCUUUACUUAUUCCCGGGAGGCAAUUAUAUAAUUUACCAUUAAUUUAAUAGUAUUCAACUGAUAAUUUUAAUUGAGAUAUAUGAAAUUAAUAUUUUAACAUUUUUAAAACUGAAUUGUAGGUAUGUUCAAUUAGAGGUUACAUAUCAGCAAAAGUAACAAGUUAAAGAUGUACAAAUGAUUUUCAUAGUCAUAAAUUGAUUACAGGUGUCUGUCAUGUACUCUCAUCAAGCUAAUCAGAGUUCAAAUAUUUUGGUAUUGAGCUUAUACGAGAAAAAAUCAGUCUGUGAAGACAAUACUUUUAUGACUGCCACAAAUAUAAGAAAUAAAUUAAAGUAGAAAUAUGCAGAUUUCCGUGUCAAAUAUUUCAAAACUCAAUGUCUUUUCCCAGCAGAGAGAUGCAUAUGUAAUGAGUUCUGUGUAAUGGCUGUGUGUUUGUGUUCUCUGUUUAGAGCCUCUUUUCAUUUUAGCAAAUGUCUCCAUCUACUGUUUGCAAUGACACACACCACACACCAGUUUGAAGGAAUGGAUUAGAAUGAUGCUGUACAACACAGAGAGCAAAUUUGUCUUUUUUUUUUUUUUUUUUACAUUUUUUUUACCCAGUAUUACUUCAUAAAAUCAGUGAUAGAUGUACCUGUACUACUCUACUCUAAUAAAAACAAUAUUCAUUUGUACUUAUAUAGGUAUUCUAAUUUAAUUGUUUUCCCCUUGCACAUGGCUGCUAAUGUAAAUUGUAUGGCAACUUUUAUCCUUAUGUAUUAUAUAAAUCUGUGAAAUGUUAUUGCUGUCAGCUCUAUAUCACAGUCAGCCAGUGUCACGGCUCUCUAAAUUUUUAAUAUUAAUAUACAAGGGUGUAGCACAAGAUUCUAUAUGUGGGCAUUCUCUGUGGGCCCCUCUGCACACCCAUGGCUAUUCAUUCUAGUAACCUCCUAUAAUGGGGACCCUUUAUAAUCACCCCCCCUAGUCCUAAUAUGUGGUCUUAUAUGGUACCACUUUGUAUAAAGCACUCUUUGAGGGAUUUAUAAACUGUAACUAAAGUCUAUAUAAUUGUUAACAACCUAUUUAUUGAUACUUUAUUGAUGUGUUUUAAACCAUUUUAACAUCUGCAUUGCGA